This is a messenger RNA of Callithrix jacchus (white-tufted-ear marmoset), 3916 nucleotides long. RefSeq names its product ubiquitin associated protein 1 like (gene UBAP1L). Gene Ontology annotation, molecular function: ubiquitin binding. The record is from RefSeq and is a predicted model, not a curated record. Gene Ontology annotation, biological process: ubiquitin-dependent protein catabolic process via the multivesicular body sorting pathway. Gene Ontology annotation, cellular component: ESCRT I complex. Lineage: Eukaryota; Metazoa; Chordata; Mammalia; Primates; Cebidae.
GCCAAACUUUAUCUGCAAAAUCCAACUCUGGAUAGGCAAGGAUACCGUCAGUUUUGGAAAUGAUGUUAUAUACUGUAGUUGAAAGAUUUUGCGUCCAAGAUACUAAUGCCUUUGUCCCUUUUCUGAGGUUUAAUUUGCAUUCAUUUAUACAUUAUACAUUAUAUAGAGUUCCCAAAUAGGUAAUGAGGGCCACUUGUCUCCAAUAUGUGUGUGUAAUCUUAUAAAUCUUAAAAUCUGGUAUGCUUAGUCUCAUAGAACCCCACAAUCCUCUGUGCCUUUUUGUUAGAAAUCUCCACCAUUUGCUCUCUGAUGAGAUGGAGGAAGAGUAGAAAUAGGUGAAUUAUGCUGUGUGUUUGGUGUCUGGACAGCCUUGCCACCAAGACAUCUGCUGUGAGGGCAGGAAAUCUGCUGUCACAGGUGGAGGAAAAAAAAAAUUCCCUUUUUCCUUUGGCCCUUGCAAGAUUUUAAUAAAGUGAGUGAGCAGGCUGGGUACUGUGACUCAUGCCUAUAAUCCCAGCCCUUUGGGAGGCUGAGGUGGGUGGAUCACCUGAGGUCAGGAGUUCGAGACCAGCCUUGCCAACAUGGCAAAACCCUGUCUCUACUAAAAAUAACAAAAAUUAGCGAGGCGUGGUGGUGGGCACCUAUAAUCCCAGCUACUUGGGAGACUGAAGCAGGAGAAUAGCUUGAAGCCAGGAGGUGGAGGUUGCAGUGAGCUGAGAUCACGCCAUUGCACUCUAGCCUGGGCAAUAGAGCAAGACUCCAUCUCAAAAAUAAAUAAAAAAGCAUUGCUUUUGUUGUUUGGUUUUUAUUUGUAAGGUUUUCCUGGUUUAUUACCUGUUUGUUGGUGGUGGCAGCAGCCACUGGUUCUUUCAGGUUUAGAGAGAUUCAUAGUAGUGUCUAAUGAAUUAUACUUUCAAGAAUAUGAGUGCUGUUACUGCAAUCUUAUCCCACAGUCUUUUUUUUCUUAACUUGGAGAAUUUCAAAUACAUUCAGAAGUACAGAAAAUGUACAAUGAUUUUUUUUCCCAUAUACUCAUCAUCAGCUUCGAAUCAUUAUCAGUUCAUGGCCAAUCUUUUUGCAUCUAUACAUCCUUCACUCACCCUGGGUUAUUUUGAAGCAAACCUCAGGCAUCAAAUUACUUCAUCCAUAAAUAUUUCAGUCUAUAGCUUUAAGUGAUUUUUAAAAAAAAUCUAACCACAGGACCAUUAUCACAUCUAAAUAAAUGAAUAAUAACUCCUUAACAUCACAAAUACCCAGUGAUUGUUCAAAUUGCCCUCUCAUAAAUGUGUUUUAUAUUUUGUUCAGAUUAGGAUCUAAAUAUAAUCCAUACACUGUUGGUUGCAUCCUUGUAAUGCCAUGUCCCUCUGUUCUCGUAUAUCCUGUAAUUGAAUAGUUAAACAGAACUGUACUGUCCAAUAUAGUAGCCACAUUUGGCUUUUGAACACUUGAAAUGUGAUUUGAGUUGAGGUGUGCAGUUACAUAUGUGGAUCGCAUAUUUCUAUUGGAUAGUGCUGAUCUAGAGGCUUGAUCGUGUUUGGAUUGGAAUUUUCUGAAAGGAAUACUUCACAGACAUGAUGUAUACUUCCAUUCAGGAGUCACUAAUGUCUUGGCGCUUUUUGUGAUGCUAGUGGCCACUGAUAAGGCCUAGAUUCAUUCAUUCAUGGGGAGGGGAGUCAAAAAUUGUGAUAGUUGCAGGCCGGGUGCGGUGGCUGAUGCCUGUAAUCCCAGCACUUUGGGAGGCUGAGGCGGGCGGAUCACCAGGUCAGGAGGUCGAGACUAUCCUGGCCAACAUGGUGAAACCUCAUCUCUUAAAAAAAAAAAUAGUAAUAGUUUAAUUCUGUCAUUUUUUAAUUAUUACCUGGAAUACUUUUAAUUAAAAGAAAAACUCCACAGAAGCAUUUUGUUUUUAAAUAAAUUCAGUAAAUACAGAGAUUAGAAGCUAUGAGAGAAAGAGAUUAGUUCUUAAAUACUAAGGGUAUUUAUUUAGCCCAAGUGGCUGAGUUUAUGAUGUCAAAGAAUUUGCUGCUACCAGCCAACCAACUUAAUCGCUCUAAAUCCAUUCAUGCUCCUAUGCCCAUGUGACAUUUGUAACAAGAAGCUUAGGCUUAUACCAUCUGUUGUAGCUAUUCACUCAUACAUGCUUUGUCUGCAGGGAAGUCUCCUGGUAAUUAUAAGCACUGGCCCCAUCACCUUCUCCUUUCCAGCAGUUUGGGGCUCAGCUAAGUGACCACAUAGGAGAGCAGUGAGGCCAUUUGAGGCCUGAGCCUGGUGCUCAGGACUUGACUCUCUCUCCUUGCCAUCAAGCAGCUGCCCCAAUCCUGCCAGGCAUCUCCACACUCCUCUGACAGAAUGAAUGCCCUCGAUGGUGUUCUCUUCAAGUUGCCCAAGGACUUUGUGAUAGGUACAGAGCCUCUCCCUGCACCAGAACUCAGCGUCCCGGCCUGCAGGGAGCUUUUGCUGGGUUCUAUGCACGACUUCAGUCUGGAGAGGAGGGCACUCUUCUGGGUGGAGGCCGCCAGCCGGGGACCCAGCCCGUACCAGUGCGGUGACCCGGGGACAGCGUCAGCCCCUCCAGCCUGGCUCUUGCUGGUCAGCCCCGAACAUGUGCUGGCGCCUGUGCCAGCAGCCAUCAGAGACCCGGAGGCCGGACCCCAAGAGAGGCCGAAGGAGGAGGGCGAGGAUGAGGAAGAAGCCUCCUCUGGCAGCGAGGAAGACCCGGGCCCCUGCAGCCUCCCGGCAAGCCCCGUCCCGGGUCGUCGCCUGUGCUCGCUGGACCUGCUGCGUGGCGUGCGGUCGGAGCUGGCGGGGGCGCGGCGACGGCUCUCCGAGGGGAAGCUCGCCGCCCGGCCCCGCGCCCUCCUGCACGGCCUCCGCGGCCACCGCGCGCUGAGCGUGUCAUCCAGACCCGCGUCACCCCUGGGGCCCGCGUCACCCCCGGGGCCCGCGUCACCCCUGGGACCCGCGGCCCAGCCCACCGCUGCCCCCGCGUCGCCCCCGCGGCCCUCCACGGCCGGUGCCAUCCCUCCGCUGCGGAGCCACAAGCCCACGGUCGCGUCCCUCAGCCCGUACACCUGUCUGCCACCUCUUGGGGGGGCACCCCAGCCUCUCAACUCCCACAAAUCACACCCUGAUACUGAGGCUGACCUGCUGUCCGCCCUGAGCCAGGAGGAGCAAGACCUCAUUGGGCCAGUGGUUGCCCUGGGAUAUCCCCUGCAAAGGGCCAUCAUCGCUCUGCAGAAGACAGGGAGGCAGAGCCUAAGCCAGUUUCUCAGCUACCUCAGCGCCUGUGACCGCCUGCUACGCCAGGGCUAUGAGGAAGGCCUGGUGGACGAGGCCAUGGAGAUGUUCCAGUUCUCUGAGAGCCAGGCUGGGGAGUUCCUGCGCCUCUGGGAGCAGUUCAGUGACAUGGGCUUCCAGCAGGACCGAAUCAAGGAGGUGCUGCUGGUCCAUGGCAACCGCCGAGAGCAAGCCCUGGAGGAGCUGGUAGCCUGUGCCCAGUGACCACGGGGGCACUCCACGAUGCCUGGGCGUCCAGGUCCAGGGCCCGAGCUGACAACCCAUCCUAACUGUGUUAUUAAAACCAAAAUAAGGGCUGGGCGCGGUGGCUCAAGCCUGUAAUCCCAGCACUUUGGGAGGCCGAGGCGGGUGGAUCACAAGGUCAAGAGAUCGAGACCAUCCUGGUCAACAUGGUGAAACCCCGUCUCUACUAAAAAUACAAAAAAUCAGCUGGGCAUGGUAGCGUGUGCCUGUAAUCCCAGCUACUCGGGAGGCUGAGGCAGGAGAAUUGCCUGAACCCAGGAGGCGGAGGUUGCGGUGAGCUGAGAUCGCGACAUUGCAUUCCAGCCUGGGUAACAAGAGUGAAACUCCGUCUCAAAAAAUAAAUAAAUAAAAUAAAACCAAAAUAAGAGUAACAAAA